AGCUCACUGAAAUGUCCAAAAUUCCGCCAACUCGUAUGUGUGUGCGUGUGCGUGUCUGUGUGUGUGUGUGUGUGUGUAUGCUCGAGUGCCAAUUCUUCCCAGUCAAUUCAUAAAUUUUAAACCUAAGAAUGGAAUUCAUGGAUUUCAUGUAACAUGUGUUUAGCAUAAGUUAAAGUUUCUUACGAAUACCUGAAUGAAUAGGAUAUAUUGUCGGUGACGGUAGGGGUAAAUUUUGUGGUGAAAUGUGUGUUUGGCGACAUUGAAAGUGACAAUCGAAAGUUAUUCGUAUGUGUGAUAGCAAGGAAAGUCGUGGUUACAGAAUGCUUGAUAACAGGUGAUGUUAGGAAUAUUAGGUAUACGUUGAAGUGUGAUUUAAACUAUUAUGAUUGUACUUGCACCGAUACUGUGUUCAAUUUGCUAGUCUGCCCAGAAUAUACAGAUUUUAUCUGUUACUGCUGUAGGUUAUGUUAAUGUACUUUUCUUAGAUAUCUAAUCAGAGGUGUUGAAAUAUUAGAGUGAAUCUUGUCAUGAUUCUUUCUGAAAUUGUACGGUGGAAAUGGAAAACAACAACAAGGAGUCUUUUAAACUUCUGGGUGUGUCAGCAUCUGGUACGGACUCGCCAUCAGACGUUCCAGAAAUCGUGUUGGCACCACCAAGAAAGAAGAGAAUUAAGAGUAGACGUCUUCGAGGGAACUCUGCAUCUCGAGGCAGGAAGACACAGUCGUGUAACUGCCAGGGUCGAAUUAUUGGGCUGUCCUUGGCUGCCGUAUUACUCCUCUGUUGGCUAGUGACUGUUACAUGGUUGGCAGUAGUUUUGCAUGGAGAGCUGAAACGUCUCGAUAAUUAUGUUCAUUCUGUUGCUGCAGGUAGUCAGGGAGUACCAGAAGAACUCCAGAAAUGCCACUCGUUGUCCAAAGAGCUCCAGCAAAAUCAGACCUUGCUGUUAAGAAAUCUUACUGCCCUCAGUUUACAGCUGGAGAACUUCAAUGCGCAGCUGUCGGGGGUUCAGGCUGGACUGCAUGUCGUGGAGGAGAGACUGAAGGCCACUCCAGAACUUGUCAAUCUUCCGCAAGAUGUUCAGAGUCUCUUGACUAGCGUGGCUUCAUUUGGCAGCCAGAUUCGUGACCUGAACACAACUGUCACUGUGCUCAAGAAUGAAAACAGCCAGCUACAUGAAGCUUCGAAGACCCUCUUUGACAAUGUCACUUAUAUCAAGCAAAGACUGGUACAGCUAGUGAACACAACGCAGCAGUCUCAGAUACCCUCAACAGAAGAUCAUGCAGAGAAGGAAGAAAUGAAAUCUGUGAUGAGGCAGCUGUCCACCAACAUAACUCUUGUGAAUGACACGCUGAGUAAGAAACUGCAGUGGCUUGCAGAAGAUGAAGGCAAGGACCAUAAGUCAGUUAUUGGACUGGAGGACUUGAGCCAAAAUGUGAGUGCUCGCCUGACCACACUGGAAGGUAGUUGUGUCAAGUCUGCAGUGCACAGUGCACUCAACAACACAGUUGGAAAUCUUUCACUUCAGGUGACCAAUGGGGAGAAGGAGCUGAGUAAGCUGAGUGGGAAGGUGACGGAGCUACAGACCCAGGUUAAUCACCUUGAAAGGAAUGAAACUUUGCUCUUAUCGCAAAUUAGUCGAAUCAUCAGCAAGCCAAGCCUCGACAUACCAGCAUCCUCUGAGGCCGUCUCCUCCUUGCAGCUUCAGACAACAGAAGGAACUGAGGUGUCUGGAGAUGACUCGCCAUCGCAAAGUGCAUUCAACUGAUGAGUCAUGACGUUGCUUGGUAAGUGAUACCAUUGUUGUAACUCAGGAGAUCAGUACUUCCAGCGACAUGGAGAGUUUAUAUAAUAUGAAUACAAAUUACAGAUGUGUUCUCUCUCUGAAGGUCAGGCAGCCUACCAAAAUUAACUCUUUGAUAUUUUCACAUAACACAUGUAAAUUUAGGUGGAGGUGAUGCACGCGUAUGUUUGCAUGGUGUCUCAUCAUCAGAAUCCACUUCAAAAUCAUAUCAUAAAGUUGUAAAAGCUAAAGUUGUCCCAGUGCUUAAUUAGUCAAGCACUAUAACAUGAAGACAUGUGGGGCAGUAGAGGCAUAGCUCUGCCUUCCUGGACCUUGGCACUAGAGGGGGGUGAGUAAUAAAUGUGCAGGUAGUGAAAAUGUGACAAAAUUACUGGGAAUAACUGUAACAAAUGAAAAUUACAUUUACAAAGAAAUUUUUGAGCAUGUUAAUUUUAUCUUCCCAGCUUAUAACUAAAAUAAAGAAGGUUAAAAUAUACAAAUUUGUAAAUUCAGUUUUUAUUCUAUAUGGGUAUGACUCUUGGAUACUUGCCUGAAAACAAGAACAGAGAUUGAAGGUGUUUGAGAACUGGGGGCUGAGAGGAAGGAAGUGACAUGAGACUGGAGAAAAUUUUGUGGUGUUGAGGAACUUCACAGUUUGUGCUCUUCACCGGAUAUUGUUAGGGUCAUGUAAUCAAGGAAAGUGAGAUAGGCUGUGUGAGAUCUGAAAUGCUUAACAGAAUUAUGGUUAGAAAAUCAGGAGACCACUGUGAAGACCUAGAUUUAGAUGGGAAGGCAGUAUUAAAAUGGAUCUUACAGACACAGGAUUUGACUAGAUUUGCAAUAUUUGAGGUUGACGAAGUGGUGGCUAUGAAGGUACUGUCUUGUGAGAUAUGAUGAUAUGUAGUUUGGUAGGUUGUUAAACAAUGUUUGGAUUAAUGUGCUGCCUCCAUGGUUAGAGUCUUCCUUUGCCCUGGAAGAUGGAGGCAUUUUGCCCCCUCCAGAACAUUGGUUAAUGAUCUACCAGACUGCAUGGCAUCACAACCUAGAGCACAGUAUACAAGCAUGGACUGGAUAUACAUCUUGCUUGGGUUAUGGUCCUGUGAUGAGCUCUUGUUAACAUAGCAAUGAACAGUAGGUUCAGUUAAAGGCAAGGAAGUUUCUUAGCUAAAUAUGUGACUGAUAGCUCCUGAGGAACCUGCUCAUUGGGGUUUUAGUUACUUGUGGAUACUUUCUUUCAUUAUUCUGUGAAACUAAUUUGAGAUUUAUAUUCUUUGAAUUUUUUGGUUAUGAAAAAUUUAAGACACUUCUGUCAACAUUUCCUGUAAUUAUGGAGGCACAGUAAAGAUACAGGAUUGCUACUAAACGUUCAUAAAUUCUCAGCAAUUAGAAUUAUUUGGUAAAGAGUGAUUAUAAUGAAUUAUACAGUUUCUUGUGUAUUAAAUUUGAUUCUAAUACUGUGUAUUGUACUACACAGUCCAUCGACUAUGCAACAAAUUGUUCUGUUUUUCUUACAUUCUCACCUACGACACAUGUUUCAGCCCUAAAUGGCCAUCUUCAGGUGUCUUACUAUGCUAAAAGUGCUAUGCUGCACUAAUAUUUCCCAUUCGUCGCAUAUGCGACAGGAUUGUAAGUUUAAUUGUGUAUUGAAAGCAUGAAAGUGUAAAAGAACAUGACUUUGGGCUCUGUGAAUUGUAAGAAAAUAUACAAAUUAAAGGGUUAAUGACUGCCUAUGGUGGUGCAAAUAAACCACUAACACUUAACACAGCAUUGUACAUUUAUUAUAAGACUGAUACAUGUUGGCAUCAGUGUAAUCUUACAGUGUUCAGUGUAAGUGUUCAUACCAGGUGUACUUCUGGUUAAGAUGCCAUGAUGUUGAACAGUGCCAAGUAAAUGAUUGCCUUAAAUGUUAAGAUUAUAACAUUUGUGCAGGUUUUGGCAUGAACUUGCAAGUAAAUUGAGCUUGAGGAUUACUUUCUUUCAUGCCAUCCAUCAUCUUAACUAACACCAACCAUUUUGCUGAUGUUGAAGUACCGUAACAGUUGAUAGAUCAUUAUAAAACAACUUUAUCCCAGUUGAUGACAGCUACAGGUAUGUUGAGUUGCAGCAGUUGUGUAUCAGGUUGUGAUGCAAUGUAUCGAACUAAUGUAUUUUAUUCUCAAAUAAGAUUUAUUCAUGUUUCAUAUGUUUACAUUAAAAACUGGUUUAAAAUGUGAAUGUUGCAGCUACAUUGUACUGAUUGCAUUAUUCACAGCAGUGUGAGAUGUUGAACCGGCAUGUGCUGUUACUUCACUGCUCUGUCACCGUACAUGAUGACAGUGCUUAAAGUUGUUCUUUACAGAUAUUGUUGUCUGUUUCCCCUGCAAUUCUCUUGUUCCAGUUAUACUUUUAUAUACGUAUUAAUUGCUUAUACUGUACUGACAUAAGUUAUGAACAUCUAUUUUCAAGUGAAAUGUUUAUCGUCUCAUACUUUUAUUUUCCUCUGCAUUGUGCAACAGUGGAAGGGGAGUAUAUUUGACAUACAUGAAUAUAUUUUGUGAAAAUAGUGGCCAGAAUUGUAGUAACUGUCUUACAUAAUUUGUAGUACUUUAAAUUUUAAGUGUCAUAUUGAAAGAUAGCUCUGUCACAGAAUUAUUAACUUUUAUUAACUCAUAUUUUAAUCUCACUUGGACUUCAGAUAAAUUUGUUUUGUACUUUUUGGUUUUAUACCCAGAAAAUGUGAAGAAAGGAUUUGCAUAUUAUUUGGUGAAAUCUUUUGCAAUCACACACUUGGGUAGAAGCGUUGAACACUUCUUCUGUCAAGUUGGAACAAUCCACAACACAAGUUCACUUCAUUGAAGCCUUGUAUACAGAAUUCAAUCUACAGUAAUGUACUAAUUGAAGAAUAGAACUGUAAACUUGAAUAUCAGUUAAUCAGUGUGAACAUAGAGGUCUGGAGCCAGUUGGGAAUUAAACUUCAUUACAACAGAAUUAUGACUUAAACACUGAGGUUUUAUCUUGCAUUUGUAAUUUUAUAGUGCCAUGAUCUUCAUGUGUCACCUUAAAUAAUCUUUGAGACAUUUCUGUUUCUGAUGGAACUAGUGUGAAUAUUAUUCCAUCCCAGACCACCUCAGCAGCAUACCCUUAUUUUCUGUACAUGAUUUGAGGUUCUCAUGUCAAUGAGUAAAGAUUUGUGGUCUUGGAAUGUGAUGCUUUUGUUUUGGUAGAUAGGUAGCAUUGUUUGGAAGAACAUGAUGGUCUCAUCUUCUUUCCUGAAGAUGGAUGCACCAAGUUCCUCCAUAAUGUUGGUACCUAUCUACUAGACUACAUAGCAUCACAUCCCGGUAGAUAGUCUUACCAUCCCACCCUGUGAGGCUUCGAGCCACACCUGUUGGUCGCUACUCUUUACCUUCCUUCCUUUCUCUUGUCGUUCUCGCCGCUGCCGUCGUUGGUCGUGGAGCUUGCAGCUAAGUCGGCUUUACCUGGCUCCACCGCUUCUCCAACUCCACCACUUCUCUUCACUAUGGAAAGGGGUAUCAGGUCCGGGACUUGGCCUGAUUUGUCUAUGGGCGCCAGCAACUGUGGGUACAGCUGCGAAGUGAAGGGAAAAGGUGGAUGGGGUGGGAGCUGAUGGUGAUCGGGCUAGUCGUGGUUGGCGUGAGACUCUGGCUCAGGUCGUUUAUGGCCUUACUCCGACGAGAAAAGAACACACUGGACACACAAACACUUGGCACCACUUCCUUUAUUGGUUUGUAAUCCGGGCGUCACUGAGAUACAACUCAGUUUGUUACUUCUCCAUGAUCUCCACCCGUUGUUUGAACACUAUUUUCACUUAACAGACGAUGGAGAGGGCUAGCUCCGCGUCCGGCGAGUUUAACUAUUGUUACGAGACUCUUUAAAAGAACUGACUCCCUGUUUUUGCAGAUUCAGAGGUCCUGCGAAAAUUUGGGGAAAACGUUGUUGUCAUCCUCCAAAUCUCCGGGUUGGCUGGAUUUAGACAAUGUGGGGAGGGUUCGACAGAGUUUCUCAUUCCUCCAAUGGUCAGCUGUUUCGCGGCGAAAGUUGGGUUCACACGGUUUCACAGUCUUUCUGACCCGGGGUGGAUUGAGAGGGUUCAGUCUCACGGUCUUUUAAGGGUAGGUCCGUGAUGAAUCGGGUGUUGAAAAUUGGUCCCUUUCCUCUACCAAUGAAACAAUUUGCCGCUCCUUCCUAAAAGCGGUUUUGAACAUUUGGAGAGUUAUGACCGGUCAGAGGGCCAUCUCUCUACGUGACAAAAGGUUCUCUCCAACGUCUUUUGGACAGAUUUCUCUUUUAUUAGAGCUUAUGGCUCUUUCUAAAAGUAGGGAGAGAGUGGGGCUGGUUUGGGUUUCAGUCCGGGGAUUGUGACCCGUCAUAAACUUUACCAUCUCGGAACUGCGAAAGGGUUCAGGUCCCUCUGGUUUGAGUGGGGUAUUACUUCUGCUUUGAUGUAGCGACAAGUACCGACAAAUGUGAACAAAACAUUGUAGUCCUUUGCAUUGUACGGUUACAAUAGUAACCUUCAUUCCUCUCUCUAGUUUGAAUGUACCAAUAUUGGGAUCAUGUGAACUUCUGAGGUAAGAGCAAUCCUGAGUUUUUUUCAUUGGUAGAUCUCUGAAACAUCAGCAGCAUUUCUUGUUAUGAAAGCGUUCGAGCAUAAAAUGGAAAUUAAACAAAAUGGCCAUAUAAAAUGUGUAUCUACAUACCCAUUUGAUAGUAGUAACUACUACCCUGUGACAUUUUGUAUGGUGGUAAAACUGCAAUAUCUAUCUAGACAGUGCUACUGUGAAUUUAACUAUUUAACUUGAUGGCAGGAGCAUCUGACUUCAUCCUGAAUGAGUGAUCACAGGAGAAACUCACUGUAAAUAUGUAAAAAAACAUGUUGGUAAUAUGCGACAAUUCCUAAGUUGUAUGAUGCAGUGCUACUCAAACAAACUUUUUCACAAAAAUGGAUUACACUUUUAACCCGUUGCCGUGG
Cryptotermes secundus is the source of this 6752-nucleotide messenger RNA. RefSeq lists its product as uncharacterized. NCBI's taxonomy places the organism in Eukaryota, Metazoa, Arthropoda, Insecta, Blattodea, Kalotermitidae. The record is from RefSeq and is a predicted model, not a curated record. The transcript has 8 exons. The coding region runs from base 557 to 1765 and encodes 402 amino acids.